Molecule: messenger RNA, 3733 nt
Organism: Cherax quadricarinatus
Lineage: Eukaryota; Metazoa; Arthropoda; Malacostraca; Decapoda; Parastacidae
Product: E3 ubiquitin-protein ligase MARCHF8
Biological process (GO): protein polyubiquitination; immune response; antigen processing and presentation of peptide antigen via MHC class II
Cellular component (GO): late endosome membrane; early endosome membrane; cytoplasm
Molecular function (GO): ubiquitin protein ligase activity; MHC protein binding; zinc ion binding
Source: RefSeq, a predicted model, not a curated record
UGGUGUUGAUGGCACUGGAGGUGUGCCCAGAUGGGCUGGGUUGCCACACAGAUGUGAGCGCUGGUGUCGCGCACUGGUCUGGUCCCCCCAGUGAUCAAUAGAGUGCUGUGGUGUGACGUGCCUCGCUAUGUGCUGCUCCGGGUGCCCUCGGCCACCUAGGUGCUCACGCUAGGUGUGGUGAGGGUGUGCUAGGUGUGGUGAGGGUGUGCUAGGUGUGGUGAGGGUGUGAUGUAUGUGUGGUGAGAGGGAGGGAGGCCUGAAGGCCAAGAAUGACACUGUCGGAGCUGGGUGUGUGUGUAACAUCAGACACCAACGCUAAACGCACAGCAACCGAACCACUGCCACCCGUCCAUACUCAGGAGCUGUACGAUGUAAGCCUGGUUCCAGCUCCACCCAUGGAGAGAUGCGCUUCCAGCGCCUCUACCUUCUCCUUUAGCCAGGACAUCUGCAGAAUCUGUCACUGUGAAGGGGACCAGGAAUCACCGCUGAUAGCUCCGUGUUACUGCUCCGGCUCUCUGCGUUACGUUCAUCAGUCAUGUCUGCAACAAUGGAUCAAGUCGUCAGACACCAGGUGUUGCGAACUUUGCAAGUUCAACUUCAUCAUGCACUCCAAGAUCAAACCUUUCAACAAGUGGGAGAAGCUGGACAUGUCGGGGAUGGAGCGACGCAAGAUAGCGUGUUCCGUCACCUUCCACAUCAUCGCCAUCACCUGUGUUGUUUGGUCCCUGUAUGUCCUCAUAGAACGCACCACCGAAGAGGUCCAGGAGGGUACACUGGAAUGGCCAUUCUGGACUAAGCUGAUUGUGGUAGCAAUUGGGUUCACUGGAGGUCUUGUAUUCAUGUAUGUACAAUGCAAAAUGUAUGUACAAUUGUGUAAGAAAUGGCGUGCCUUCAACAGAGUCAUUUAUGUUCAAAAUGCUCCUGAAAAGGUUCCCUUAAGCGAGCGUGAUCGGGCAGAGUUGCAGCGCGAUGCUGUGCAGCAGUGUGGUGGUGGUGGGAAAGACAACUGCAGCGAGGCUCAUGAAUCUGAAAAGUCCCUCAUGGGUGUGUCCAUCAUCACUGGGGCAGCGACCCAUGAUCUAACUCCCACCACCAAUACCACCAUUACUACCACCUCUUUUAAUAAUAACACAUAUGUCACAACCAGCACUCUCACUCCCACAACUACCUCCACCACAACCACCAGUCCUCCUGGUGCUGUGUGGACGGAUGACCCAUCACUGCCCCUUGCUCCCCAGCCUGCCUUUACUACAGACCUAACUACUGCUGCUCCACCGCCUGCCUUCAAUACAGAUCUUACUACUGCUCCUCCACCGCCUGCCUUCAAUACAGAUCUCACUACUACUGCUCCACCGCCUGCCUUCAAUACAGGUCUCACCACUGCUCCUCCACUGCCUGCCUUCAAUACAGAUCUUACUACUGCUGCUCCACCGCCUGCCUUCAAUACAGGGGUUCUGUCUGGGAUGAGACGUUCCAGAACUACCCCUCACCAGGCUUCAGCAUUUGUUUCUAAAGCAGCACUUGACUUUAGGCCUGGAGCUAGAGAUACACCUCAAACAUUUGAAACCCAGUUUGUCUAUGAAGGAAGAUGUAACCAUGGAAGCAUGGAGGAGCUUUCCAGCCAAGCUCUAGCACAAAGUGAAUUACAGUCAAUCAGAAAAUCAAGUUCUCAUAGCGUGUGCCUAGAAAAAGGGGUAGAUCGUACUCUAGUCGGAAGUGGUAUGUCUCGACAAGAGAUGCUUUCUGAUAGCAAUGGACAUAUUCGAGAUGCUCUGUCUACAUCGAACUCUCGUAGAGUGGAGAUUCCUAGGGUGGAGCCUAGGAUGAUUCACACACCACGUCUUAGCCUGCAGUGCAGGACUGAAAGUGGUAUAGAUGCCCAUGAAGUGGAGACAUUACACCUAGAUAACAAGUGAUACUCGACACUUGGUGUUGAACUCCUUUGAUAAAUGGCUCCUUUUAGCAGGAAGCAUCUAUGAUAUUUAAUACUCUGCUCUUUUCUUAUUGAAAGCAAUGUGCUUAGCAUUUUCCCAUAUUCAUAAAUAGUGAAGUAAAGUGGAUGUAAUGACUACUUGUGAAGUUCACAUAUAAUGAACAUAUGCCAUGUAACAGAUCCUAUAAAAAAAAUUUGGAUAAUUUUUCCACUCAUUUAAUCAACUUAUUCAUAAUUAUAAACCAUCAUCAAAACUUUCAGGGUAAACAACUGCUUAUUGUAGCAAAAUUAUAUCAUUCAUAAAUUUAUAAAAUGCAAGUAAUUUUGUACUACAUAUUUGUAUAUUUCAUUUAACCCAUGUCUUUUAUCUUUUUUCUAUCCAGUCUUCAAAAUGUCUCCCCACUUCUAUUAUUAAAUAAAACUAUGAAAAAGUGUUGUGAUGCUGCAUAAUGACAGCAAAAAACUUGGUAUAACAAUGUAAAAUUAUUUACCAGAUUUUUACCAGUGUAGAAAACCAACUACACAAAAAAUGAGAAGAAUCUGGCAAACAAAGCAGACAAUUUAAAAUACAGUGUGGCUUCAAUGAGGCAGUGUAAUAUCGUUGCUUUGUCACAAAAGUAACUCUAAAACAGCUCAUGUACAAUCCACUACUGAUUGAUGAAGUUUGUGAUAUCAGUUCUUGAGAAAUCAUGAUUCUACAUAGAAUAAAAGUCACAAUACCGUGGCUGGAACAAUUCACAAAUGACCCGCAAUUAGAUGACCUGUCAGUCCAUCCUGGAUCAUUAUAAAGAUGCUUCAUUCCAUCCUGGACCAUUAUAAAGAAUUUAUGAUCCAUCUUUUAAGAUGUUUCAGUCCAUCCUGGACAAAUGACAAGAUGUUUCAGUCCAUCCUGGACAAGUGGCAAGAUGUUUUGGUUCAUCCUGGACAAUUAUCAAGUUACAACUUCCAUAAGUGUCCUCUAAGUGCAGGUUAUUUGUAAAUCGUUCUCUUCGUCAUCUUUUCUGAUGUCGUCUGUUCUUACCACUGUCUUGAUAUGAUUCCUCAGUGUGUAUCUUCUUUCAGCUCUAAUGACUUCAUGGAGCUAAGAUAAUGUGUAUUCCAAAAAACAGGGUUUAAUUAUCCUAUCUUUCUCAUAUACACAAAUUAUUAAUUAAAUAAUCAGUACAACAGAGAUACUUUUGAGGUCAUAAACUCUUGGCUUUACUAAUGGACCAUAAUUAAAAAAAAUACUGUAUGUACAUACAUUUAUCCUGAUAAGCUUUUACAUUAAUUUAGCAAGCAGACACCUUUUUCAUAGUAUAACAGAGUACAGAAAAUUCUUGCCAUUUGACAGCAAAGAUUAUAAAGAGAGUUCGAGAGGCUAUCAAAUGCAAAUACAAAUUUUUAUUUACAAAAGAUGUAUUUCAAGAGAAAUAAUUGCUUUAAAAACUAUACUGUUAUGGCUUUUGGAAAGUCCAUAUUUUUUUAUUAUGUUUUGAUUAAGUGUGGCUCACCGUAUCUGGUGAGAAUGCACACCUAAUUUUCAUUCAUAUCCAGGAUGUCUACGGAGAGAGAGAAAUGGUGCAAUGUUGACUAGUUGUGAAAAACAUAGUUACACAAGAGAACUCCAUCCGUCACCCCUGUCUAUCAAAUUUACCUUUAUGUAAAGUAAAAGGACACAAGUGCAACUAAUGUGACAUUUUAUUGUGGCAACGUUUCGCUCUCCAGGAGCUUUGUCAAGCCGAUACAAGCAGUAUAUGGACACAGAGGGUAUAUAAAUGGUAGUAGUAGUAGUAGUAGUAGUAGUGACAAUAUGAUAGA